UGCACGCGGGGUCGGAGCGGCACAGGGCGGUCGGCGAGGCCGCCCGCUUGCUCAAGCCAGGGGGCAGGAUGGUCUUCAACGACGUCAUGCAGACGAACCACGCCGACCCCAAGGACCUUAAGGACGUGUACGAACGCGUCCGCCUUCAGGACCUGGGUACGCCUAAGUCUUACGCCAAGUGGGCCGAAUCUUACGGUCUCACGUUCGUGGAGUUCUCCGACCGUACUCCCGACAUGAAGACGCACUACGAAUCCGUUAAGGAAGUGCUGAUGUCGCACCGCGGUACCUCGGAUGGCAUGGAGGAUGAGUUCAUCGACAACAUGGCCAGGGGACUCGACGCUUGGGUUUCGGCGGCCGAGCGCGGCCUCAUCUGCUGGGGGUACGUGACCUUCGCCAAGCCGGAAAAGGCCUCGAGCGACGAUAACGCGACAGACGCCAUAUCGGCUACAGCUAAGGGGUGGUACAACUCGGACAACGCCUUCAACUUCUACUUCAAGGUGUGGGGCGGAGAGCACAUCCACGUCGGCCUGUACAGCAAGCUCAACGCGGAAGAAGCCAAGCUGCCCGUGCUGGACCGCAUCGAGAAGGCCAGCAUCCUGAACGCCGAGGAGCUGCUCGCCCGUUGCUUCCCCGCCAGCGCUAACGGAACUAACGGCACUAACGGCAACGGCGCCCCUCCCACAUCGGAGAGCACCAUGGUGGACAUGGGCUCCGGAUACGGGGGCUCGGCCAGGCUUGCAGCCAAGACGCUCGGCUGCAAGGCGAUCGUUGUGUAUUGCAUCAACGUCACUUCGAGGGAGAACGACGUCAACCGCGCGCUGAGCAAGGCCGCCGGGAUCGAGAAUCUGGUGAUCAUCCCCGGAGAGAAGUCGUACUUCGACACCGGGCUGCCGGACGCCUGCUGCGAGGUGGUGACCUCCCAGGACGCGCUUCUGCACGCGGGGUCGGAACGGCACAGGGCGGUCGGCGAGGCCGCCCGCUUGCUCAAGCCAGGGGGCAGGAUGGUCUUCAAUGACGUCAUGCAGACGAACAACGCCGACCCCAAGGACCUUCAGGAGGUGUACGAACGCGUCCGCCUGCAGGACCUGGGCACGCCCAAGUCUUACGCCAAGUGGGCCGCGUCUUACGGCCUCACGUUCGUGGAGUUCUCCGACCGUACUCCCGACAUGAAGACGCACUACGAAUCCGUGAGUUCUUUUACGUGGUUGGUUGGUUGCAUGUGUAGCGUAAUACGAAGGUAGGUUUGCGACGGUUUCAAUUCAAGGCAGAUGGACAGAACAUCGCGGCGUUGGCGUUAAGCAUCGUGUGCAGAUUCAGUAACACUGGUUGGUGAUUAUUUCCUUUUUUUCAGGUGAAGGAAGUGCUGAUGUCGCACCGCGGUACGUCGGAUGGCAUGGAGGAUGAGUUCAUUGACAACAUGGCGAGGGGACUCGACGCUUGGGUUUCGGCGGCCGAGCGCGACCUCAUCUGCUGGGGGUACGUGACCUUCGCCAAGCCGGUGAGUCGGGUGAUGUUGUUGUUGUUGUUGUUGCUGCUGCUGCUGCUGCUGUUGCUACUUGUUUGGUGUUUUUGGUGAAGUGGUGGCGAGGGUAGUUAGUUGCGGGAUGAGUGUUUUUGUGUUUUGCGACCGCAAACAAAAGCCAGCGUCGAAGUCCCUCUGUGUACAAGGAAAUCUGCAGACGACGCCUACCGAACGUUGUCUACCUCACCCUCAGCCACAGCAAGGCACAGUACUUGGUACUCCAGGACCCGUGUACCCGACAACGCAUCCUUGGUCACGAUUGCUGUUGAAAUUGAAAGGUACAAUAUAUUUUUGGGGGUCCUGGACAAACGCGGCGGUGACACCUGCACCCCUACCGCCCAUCCCCACCCCCCCGCGCCGCUAUGAACACACCUUCCCGUUCUAUGAUCCCCUAUCAACGCCACAACCACCUGAGGUCUUGUUUUCGCCUACGUCUGCUGCUCGCCUGGUUUCUAUCUCUUGUUGCUGCCGCUGUUAACAUCCCCCCUCUUCUGUUGCUGUUGGUGAUUGUCGCGUUUUUUUUUUGCGUGUGUACGUUUCACGGACGGGGGGUUGUGCAGAACGAGCAGGCAGCCGAACAUUGAUUGAUCGGGUUUGACCGCAAAUCCGAGAACACCCGCGUCACUUUGCCCCCUCAUGCUGCCGCUUUCAUUCAUAUUUUCGCCCAAAGUUUCGGUUUUGUCUUUUUCAGUUUUUGGUUUAGUUGCGUUGAACAAGGUUAACAGCUAUGUUUGACGUCCACAGACGGGCAGAGGGAAUUAGUGCAUAGGUCUUUCUGGAGUUUUGUUCGACCCAAGUUGGGUGAUUUUUCUCCUGUUUUCUCUUGCAACGACCGAAGAACAAUGAGAAACGAGGGUGGGGGGGGUUAUACACAUAUACAUAGGUUUACAUACUGUACCUUUAUACGUCGUAUACAUGUUUGCCUGUGUUUUCAACACAGAAAAUCGAAAGUCACUUUGUAUGGUUCGUGGAUGUUGGUCGUAGGGAUCAUGCAUCUAGUGCAAACCUUUGGCUCGUGGUGUCAGGCCUCCAUGUUGAUUAAGCCUUGUACAUGGCAGGAAAACGAGAGAGAAGAGUCGUGUUGAUCGUGGCGGCUGCUCGUUGUGAUUUGCGAGACUCCGUAGGUUUAUUCUUUGCUCGGCUUCCGAGCGCGUUGAGCAAGGAGGUGUCCUUACCUUUCUGAUUUAACCGUUCAGUUGUACAUAUCCUUCUGUAGGUGUUGCAGCUUGCUCUGUUGGGUCCUUGUAGGAUAUUCACGGUUACGUUGUUUUUCAGCACCGAAGAGUAGGGAAGACGAGACACAGUAGAAACAGAUCACGGGAACAUGGCAACAACAUGAUCCCUAGUCUGUUUCACCUCUUUUCGGUGGUUUGCGUUAGUUUCUCUUUGGCCACUAGUGGAAGCGGAACCACUUUUGGUACAUUGACUGGUCUGUUGUUAAGGGUGUCGUUUACCUCUUGGACACGAGGCGAUUGCAUCUUUUCACGCAGAGGCAGGAACACACCCGUGUUCUCACAACGGAGUGUAGUGCUUUUGGCGGCGCAAGGAAUGCCUAGAUCGAGAUCGAGGGUAGCAAGGUAUUUACCAUGGAGGUUGUUUUGUCUUUUGACCUGAAGGCCGGCAGAUGUCUCGUGCACGUUGUUGAAGUAUGUUGAUACAGGCGUGUGUGCGUCACACGAGACCCUCGUAGGCCACACGGCGGAAUGUGAGCGCGGGUGCUCUUACACUUCCUGCUGUUGAUUGAGAAUAGGCUUUUGAAUGUUGGUGUAUACGUAUUGGUGGCAAGAAAAUAAGUUAUAUAAUUCUGAGUUGCAUUGCAGAGCGCGCGGAGGAAAUGCUAUUGAUGGCUGUUGAUGAGAAGUCAGGCUUUUGUAUAUUGGUAUAUAUAAUGGGGUGGGGAGAAAACACUUAAAUUGGAUGUUGGUAAAUGUAAUGGGGUGGGGAGAAAACACGUAAAUUGGACGUUGGUAUAUAUAACGGGGUGGGGAGAAAACACGUAUAUGAUGCUGAGUUUCAUUACAGAGAGCGCGAAGGAAAAACACGUGGGGUCAUUGCUGCUGGUGGUUUGGCGUUUGCCCCGGCAGGUGCAUCACAUUUCGUUUCGAUGGCAUUGACUGCGAGGAGUGUUUCUUCGGGUCCAGUGACUUCGAGGAGUGGUCGUUCGGGUCCAACAGGUUGCGCACCGGCUAUGAGUGUGUGAUGCUUUCGUUGUUGAAAACGUUGUUUGAAGGGUUAUGUUCGAAGACCGUACCGGAUUGUGGACUGGCGGGGGGAUAGACGCUGCAUGUGAUAAGAUUCAUGUGAUAAGAUUCAUCUUUUCGUUGUAAGCAAGAUCUCAUUUGUGGGGAAAUCGGGAAGACGGUAACGAGUUUUGGGUGGGAGGGGGUGAUCAGCGGCCCCCUUUUUAUCGGUCGUGUCAUGGUCAGGGGUUCGGUUGGUGGCCCUUGCUAACGCUGGGCGGCAGGCACAUGCCCUGCAUUCUUGGGUUGUUUUGCGGCGGGCGGGGGACAAGGCGGACGUGUUGUUCGUUUUGCCGCUGGCAUCCAGGACCCCAAGAUGGUACCCGUAUGUGAGUAUGAGAUUCCAGUUUUGGUGCCCACUUUUGGUCAAAUGAUCCGAUUUGUUUUUGUGAACAAUUGAGCGAGUGGAACACAGGGGGCGGGGUGUGAAAUGUACGUUGGGGCGCGCCUCGACGUUCAGAACGGAAGGGAAAUUGAAAGGUGCAAGUUAUGGAAACGGAAGGUCGCAUGUAUGUGAGUAUCGUGAAGAAGAAAAGAGGUAUGAGAAAGAGGGACGGGGGACACAUAAGUCUAGAGAGCGACACGAAGGGCACAAGAAGCGGUUGGAGCAGUUUUUUGGUGUUUUUAUUGCGAUAGAGACGAGCAAGAGGAGGAGUACAGAGUACAGAGUACAGAGUUCAGCCAAGGUGUGCAAGCAUAGAGAGGGGACGGGUGGGGACGUAAGGGGAGAUUGUCACUCGGACAGGGAAAAAUGUUCGGAUAUGUUCCGACAUGGAACGACCAAACAUGGUGUGUCAAAACGGCCGUUCGUGUACAGAUUAGGUUCGCCCGCCUCCCUUGGCAGCAUCAGUGGUGCGGCACCGUUGUCAGUUGCGUUACGACGCUUUUCAUUUGGGUUGUUUGGCUGUGGUGAAACCUUCGCGGGGGGGUAAAUUACGUCGGUGCUGCUUGAUUUGACAUGUCCCCGGCUAACAUGCUGAGUGAGGUUCACCGCGGACAAGAAAAGCUUCUGUCCGUGUGGCCCCCUCCCUCCCCCCCGAUCAGAGACCGCCUCCGUAGAUAUGCUAGAGGUGAUCGUCGAUCUAGUUGGUGACCUACUCGAGCUAGAUGUUCCACAAGCACGGACUCUAGGCUUUUACCAUUGCAAGUAGUCCAUAACUUGCGUGCGUAGAUUUGUAGGUACCACUGUUUCCUAGACUUGCAUGAAAGAAUGAGCCGAGUAUUCGGAUGCCUCUCACAAGCGGAACUUGGACGUUGUUCAGUUGUUGAAGCUGCCUUCUGUUCAACCUCACGCCAGUGCGAGUUAAUGACGCAUGUACGCGUGUCCACAGUACGUGUUGUGCCCACGUGGCAAGUUCGAGAACAUUAUGUUGGGAGUCUUGUUUUUAGUAUCUACCUUUUUUGCUUACCAGUGAGAUAUUCUGAACGCGGUUGACUGGUUGACGUUGCUUGGAUUGUGUGAUUCCAUAAUUCAUUUCUCGACGAUGAGAGUGCUCGCACCCCAUUCUCUAGGUCGGUGCAGUCUUUCUGGUCUCCACUGAUCAAGUAGUCUAACUAUUUUACAAGUAUAUGUCCACCAAGGCCUCUCCUUCGGACCUGCUGCUGUGUGCUUCAGAGCCAGGCCCAUCGUUCCAAAGGAUACAUCGAAAGAAAAUUGAGUUCAUCCGCCGCGCUGCGGCAGGUCACGUACGUACGGCUUGACCUUGGACCCUAGUGGUUCUGCCGUUGGCCCGUGACUGAAAGAUCGAUCGCGCAAUCGAGGUGCUUUGCGUAUCAAGCAGAUUACAGUUCAUUUCUAGGAAUGUGGCAGGACGACAGUUGAAGGACAAGACACUAGGUAGAAACACAGAAAUUCCGAUCCGUGUAGGAUUGGUUUCAGCUACGAAACCUGAACAGAAAUCUUGAUUGACCGGAGCUUUUCGACCGCGGCUGACUUUUCUCGGCUCGCAAACAUUACCACCACGACAUUGCGCAACAGAUGUCUCGAGGGCCCUGUGGAAGGAAUUCCAAUCAAAGCGACACCGGUGCCAAACCGAAGCAUUUUGUCUUGCUCGAAAUCCAUCCAUUUCCCUUGACUGGAAUGCUAUUUGCUCCACCGGUGGAGUAACUUCUUUUUGCUCCUCCAGGCAGAUCUGCGUCCUCGAAGCUCCAAUCGACCUCAAACAAAUUUCAUAGUCUAGCUAUCGACUAACCCUAAUCCUAUCUGAAAUGCUACUGGGAAGCUAAAUCUUACCAGUGCCUACAGAUAUGUGCUACAGAAGGGGGCCGUUCGUGAACAGAUUAGGUUCGGUCGCCUCCCUUGGCAGCACCAGUGGUGCGGCACCGUUGUCAGUUGCGUCCUGGCGCUUUUCAUUUGGGUUGUUUGGCUGUGGUACCACUGUUUCCCAGACUUGCAUGCAAGAAUGAGCCGAGUAUUCGGAUGCCUCUCACAAGAGAAAUUUGAACGUUGUUCAGUUGUUGAAGCUGCCUUCUGUUCAACCUCACGCCAGUGCGAGUAAAUGACGCAUGUACGCUUCCACCGUACGUGUUGUGCCCACGUGGCAAGUUCGAGAACAAUGUGUUGGGAGUCUUGUUUUUAGUAUCUACCUUUGCUUACCAGUGAGAUAUUCUGAACACGGUUGACUGGUUGACGUUGCUUGAUUGUGUGAUUCCAUAAUUCAUUCCUCGACGAUGAGAGUGCUCGCACCCCAUUCUCUAAGUCGGUGCAAUCUUUCUGGUCUCCACUGAUCAAGUAGUCUAACUAUUUUACUACAAGUAUAUGUCCACCACGGUCUCUCCUUCGGACCUGCUGCUGUGUGAUUCAGAGCCAGGCCCAUCGUUCCAAAGGAUACAUCGAAAGAAAAUUGAGUUCAUCCGCCGCGCUGCGGCAGGUCACGUACGUACAGCUUGACCUUGGACCCUAGUGGUUCUGCCGUUGGCCCUGUCCGUGAGGUGGAUUAUGUCAUCGUUACGAACGCUACUUCGGUAGUACUCAUGUAUGGUUUGAGAGCGAGACGUGUGCAAGUGACCGUUCCACGGGCGUAGAUCUUCGGGGUAUCUCCCGACAUGUCUUUGGUAGUUGGAAUUGUUCCGUGUUGCAGAAAGUCUGCGCGUCUUUUCGUCGGUGAAUUUCUUGCGACUGUUGCUUGAUGCUUGUGGCGCACGUGGCGCCCACUCUCUCCUGUUGCCUGUCCACGAGGGCAACCUAAUAUAACGACUUUACCAUCUCUUCAUCCCGGUCAACCUGGUCAGCCGUGCUUAUUGAGCAGUACUAGGCUUGGAACCAAUCAACACUCUAGAGCCGAAGGUUAACCCCAUAUUCCCCUGGUGAAGCGGACACAUGUCGGCUGGAUCUGGAGAUGAUGGCAAGGGCAAGGCAGCCCCGACUCACGAGGAGCUCAGGACUGCCGUCGACGAGGCCACCGCCAGAAUGGAGAGUUAUGUUGACCGAGAAGUUAGGGACCGUCAUGGAAGCCCUGUCUCGGUUAGUGCCCGAGACACCGCCUGCCGAAAGUACGACCGGAGCGGGCGGCGGGGGAGAGUCACGGGGGGGAAGGCACGCCCCUCCCGGCGCUGGUCGUGUGGAUCAAGCGCCGACCACCGGACAGGGGCUCGAGGGAGCACGAGGACUGCCGGACACAGCCCCGCAAGGACCCACGCUGCCGUCUGUGGG
This is a messenger RNA of Ectocarpus sp. CCAP 1310/34, 7414 nucleotides long. The record is from the annotation of a GenBank genome assembly. Lineage: Eukaryota; Phaeophyceae; Ectocarpales; Ectocarpaceae.